UGUUUUUAGUAACUGACAAUCCAAAAAUGAUUGCUUUACUAUUUACUUUGGUGCUGGUGGCCCCGUCCUUACAAUUGGGUCCCGCAAUGGGUCCAGUAGGAAAAAUUAACAUUAAGAAAUUGCAAGAGUGUCCAAAUUUUUCUGGUGGGCAAUUAAAAAUGCAGUUGGCGAAAGAUAGUAAGGGACAGAAAGUAUUUAACGCUCAACUCAACCUUCAGGAGGAUUAUAAUAAUAAGUAUACGUUCUUAGUUCGAGUACAUAAAUGGACAGGUUCGGAAUACAAGAAGGAUAUGAUGAAGUAUGAAGGUGCGGCAUGUGAUUACAUCAAUAAGUUUUUGCCUGCUGUGCGUGAGAGAGUUUACAAAUUAGCAAAGGUCUCUGGGACUUGUGAAGCCAAAAAGGGCAAAUACGAUAUCAAAGCAAUUUUCGCACUUGAAAAAGAUUUGAAAGUGCCAGCGUUGCCAUAUGGCACGUUCCAACUAGAGGUAGAAAUCUACAAUGCGAAGAAGGCCAAAAUUGUAUGCCUGGUUGUUGAUGUUGAUUCUGUCGCAAAAUAAAUACAAGAAUGCAUCUUUGAGAUACGAGUAUUAUCUUAUAAUAAUUAUGAAUAAACUGAAUUUUAAAAUGAA
This is a messenger RNA of Dalotia coriaria, 629 nucleotides long. RefSeq lists its product as uncharacterized. The record is from RefSeq and is a predicted model, not a curated record. NCBI's taxonomy places the organism in Eukaryota, Metazoa, Arthropoda, Insecta, Coleoptera, Staphylinidae. The transcript has 2 exons. The coding region runs from base 27 to 557 and encodes 176 amino acids.